AGCCUGCGCGACGCUCAUGGUCGCGUUCUCGCUGUUUUUGUUAUGAAAACGAUCAGCUGUGAGAGCUCCCGAGGAUUUUCGUCGUACCGGCAGCACGUCCGGUAGCGAGGCAGGUUUCGGCUUCGGUUGAAACCGGCGACGGGACGGUAAACGCGUUCUCCUCCCGCGCGAAUGACGUGCGUCGCGACGCCGUGGGCGCCGACGAUCCGCGUCUCCGUCCGCGACGACGUCCGAGCCGCGCGCGUCGGUCCGCCGACGUGAUCGUGCGGCGAUUUGAACGCGGGGGUCCUCGCGAGCGAUUCGGGAGGUUCGCCUCCGAGGAGGUUUCCCACCGUAGGCCGUAGGCUCUCGGGGGGAACGGGGGGUGGGCUUGGAGUCGCGCGACUCUCACCACGAAUUCGCGGGGCAGCCUCCGACGGCACCGAUUCCCCCCUCACGGUGCCCCGUCGUGGGAAAGGUAAACGUCAACGUCGACAGACAGAUGAUAACCGCGUACACGCUCGUCCUGCGUCGAGUCCCACGAAAAUGGCCUCCUCGGAGAUUGACGAUUUCUUGGCGGGGCCGCUGGUCACCUGGUUCGCUAGCUGUUUGGAAGAUCCCAAUGUAUUGGCGAACUACGAGGACUUAGUGGACGGUGUCUUGUUGCAUAGUGUCUUCCUGCAGAUCAAUCCAGAACCGCUGCACGAUGAAGUGGUGCCGUCCAACAACAAUCCCGUUAUCCGUACGAAAAACUUGAGGACCGUGAUACAGAACAUAAAACAAUUUUACGAAGAGGAGUUAGAUCAUGUGAUUUUAAAAUUGCCCGACGUUACGAAUUUGGGAAAGGAGCCAGAAUUGUACAUAGCGGAUAUGAAGUUGUUGCUGUUGUUGCUUCUCGGAUGUGCUGUCCAAUGUCCGAAUAAGGAGAAGUUUAUUACCAAGAUAAAGACUCUGCACGUCGACAUUCAGCUCGCGAUAGUGGAGUGCAUUAAGCAGGUUACGGAUCACCAAGACAUAGUUAUUACGCAAGAUGCUAUGGAGAAUGCAAAUAUGGGUUACCUGUUUGUCCAAAUAAAAAAAUGGAUCCAAGAAUUGGAUUUAUAUCGGGAGAAGUGGAGGGACACAGUGCUGGACGAUAGCGUUGAACGAAACGAUUCGUCUAUCAGUGCAGAAUCGGAAGAUAUAAGUAAAGUGCAGCAGUCUCAUCCUGUCGCCAAAACGGAAAGAGAAGAUAAUCAUCAUUACGCGGUUGAAUUGGCUGACUGGAAGUCUAAGGUUCGGAAACAGCGCCAGGAAUUGGAAGAAAAAACGGAAGCUCUACUCGAAUGUAAGGAAGAACUGGAGCAUAAUAAAACAUUGCUUGUAAAACUAAGGCAAGAGAAUCAAGAGUUGAUGCACGAAGCUCGUACUGCUAAAUCAUACAGAGAUGAAUUGGAUGCUGUGAUUGAAAGAGCGGACAGAGCAGACCGUUUAGAAAUAGAGGUCACACGUUAUAGAGAAAAACUUACGGACAUCGAAUUUUAUAAGACUCGGAUAGAAGAGUUACGUGAGGAUAAUAGAGUUUUAAUGGAGACCAGAGAAAUGCUUGAAGAACAAUUAAGCUCGUCAAGAAACAGAGCAGACAAAGUAUUGGAGCUCGAAUCUGAAAUUAUUAAGUAUAAGCAGUUGCUUAACGAUGUGGCAUUGGAACGUGCUGCUGACAAAGAAAAAUAUCAAGAGCUCGUUGAGGAAAAUACACAACUGCAUCAAUUAACGAAAGCUGCUGCUAGUGAGGCUGCAUUAGCUGGCUCUAGUGACUCCGAAGAACCAGUGCACAAUGAUAACAGACUGUCCGAACAAUUGACGAGCAACGCUCAGACACGAGCAUUAAAAUUAGAACUGGAAAAUCGCCGUUUAAAUACUUUAAUCGAUUCACUGAAAGAGAGUUCAUUCCAUGAAAAUUCCUCUCGCGUUUUGGAACUGGAGAAGGAGAAAAAGAAACUCUCCUUGAAGAUUGAAUCAUUGAGCGAUAAUAAAGAAAGACUCACGCAACAAAAUACCGACCUGGAAUUAGUCUGCAAGCAGGCAUUGGAAGAAAACAAGAAACUUCAGAAUACUCUUAAAAAUCAACGAACCUCUUUCGAGAAGCAGCAACAAGAAGUCCAAACUCACCAUGUAAAAAUGAUGGAACUGGAAAAAAAUUAUGAUACGGCGGUGAAAGAGAAACAACGUGUUCAGCUAUUAUUAGAGAGCGUGCAACGACGUGCCGAUGAUUUAGAACGCACUCUGGAAACGACAAAUCAAAAGGUUGAGGAAUUGAAGCUCAUCGAAAACAAUAUCAACGAUAUUAACUCCAAGUGCCUCGAUCUCGAAGCAAGACUAACGGCGACAGAGAAAGAGAAAGAUGCCGCACAACGCGAUAUUCACAAAUAUAGAGAAACAAUUGAGGAGAAAGAUGUAGCCUUAGAUAAAGCAACAAAUACAAUUGAAGUCUUGGAGAGGAAAGUAGUACAACUUGAGCAGGAGUUACAAGAUUGUGUUACGCAGAUAUCGAGAUUGCAAGAAAUUGAGCGGUCCAGCAAAGAGCUCGACUCACGAGCUGCGAUUGAUAGAGAAACUUUAGAGAUACUUCAAUCUAAUCUCGUCGCAGAAAAGCUAAGUAAUCAACAGCUGUACACGGUAUUGGAGAAACUCGGCCUUAGCGAUAAUAUAUUGCUGUCCCAACCUGUGGAAACUAUAUUGGAAAGAAUUGCUCAAAUACCAGAAGUGAUCAAUCUUAUUAAAAAAUCCUUCGUAUCGGAGAGCAGUGAAGAAACGACAUCCGAAUCCACAGCUUGCACCGACAAGGAAAGCGAUGUUAAUAAGACCUUAGAGAUCGUGAUAGAACCUUUAAAGAGAGAAUUGAAACAUUUGCAAAUAAAGGCAUCUAUGUCUGAAACGGCAGUGGAGCAUCUAUUGUCCGAGAAUGCGAAACUCCAGGUUCACAUAACAACGUUACAGUCGCAAAGCAAUUCGUUAACCGCGCAGCAUACCGCAUUGCAAUUGGCCAAUUCGCAACUUGUUGCGGAAAAAGAAGAGCUCUUGAAAGAACGUAGCACACAGCAGAACGUAUAUUCCGCGCUAAUUCACGAUCAAAACACCUUACAAUCCUUGCAUGAACAAUUGAACAACGAGUAUGAGAAUCUGCGUCGCGAACGGGACUCUCUUAAAUCGAAUUUAAGAGACGUGAAGAAUGAAAAUAGAACGUUGCGCGAGACCUGUGAGAGAUUAGAGGCGAGAAGUGAAACACUGCAAUCUGAACGGGAAGCCCUGAUUAAUAACACGAAAAGCUUAAAUAAUUUGCGAGGAGAACAUUCCAAGUUGAAGGAUGACUUUAGAAACCUAUAUACUGCGAGUGAAAGAUUGAAAGCAGAGUAUAGAAAUUUGCAGGAUGAUUAUAGGAAGAAUAAAAUCGAGAUGAACCGCCUCAGUUUAAAGCAGACUGAAAUGCAGGGCGAACUCAGUGUCAAAGACGAACAAUGCUCGGAUCUGAAGUUAGAGGUCAAUAGCCUUCAUGAACGAUGCGAUAGGCUGCUAGAAAUGAACUCUGGGUUGGACAAUGACAGACGUUCUUUAAUGGAACAUAUAAGUUUAUUAUUUACACAAUACCACGAACUUUUAACACAUUCGCUUCAAGACAAGGAGCAUUAUCACAUGGAAGAGAAAUUAUUCGCGGAUAAAGUUAAUCAUUUGUACAGACAAAAAGAAAAGUUGGAAGACAAGAUUAUGGAGCACUACAGAAAAUUGAACAGCUGCACUACCAAGAAGAAAGGAUUUGGGGCCAGUUUAGUUCGCAGAGUCAGAAAAGCCGGGUCGGAACUUCUCAAUAAGAAUCGACGUUCAUGGGCCGAAGAUUCCAAGCAGUCAGACAGUAAAACAUACGAGUCGGACACAGGCGGAAAUGAUUCAGAUGCGAGCACCGACGACUAUCGUUUACCCGGACCGAGCAGAGUCUUCGGAUCGGACGCGCUUGGGCACGCUGGAACCAGAAGAACGGUGUACUAUACUGAUGAUUCCCCACCAUCGUCCACUUCUUUACCUGCAGACAGGUUGCUGAGCGAGUCCUUCCAGGAACAAGGAGACAACGUGCACGCCGCGCCGAUGGAAACGAAACCGGAAGCGCAAGUCGAGUCACGUCCCUUUUUGAUCUACAAUAAAGUAUCGGCAGUCAUAAACGAGUCGAAGAACAUUGGCAGUCCGAUAAAGGAUGCAGCGCAAGAUGAAGCGCUCGCAGAACCUCCCGCUGAGAAAGAGCCAAAGACUGGCAGUCCGAUAUGGUACGAGUAUGGUUGUGUAUAAACUUCCACAUCCCUGAUGCUUCCAUUAAUAUGUCCGAAAACAAGAAGAGAGAGAAAAAGAACGUGUUUUUAUAUGUAUAUUCUCAUUAGUUUACAUAUGCUUUCUAGAAAGCAAGGCUCCCUCUGCCGAUUUCGAUGCAUUUUUCCCUUGUUAGUACAUUAACCGCACUAUUUUGUAAUUUUAUAACGUACGAAAGCUAACGCAAUACGAGUGUAUACUUGUUCAAAAAAAAUCGCAAAACCGUCACAGAAAGUAUUAUAUAUACUAAAGAUUUAUAUUUUGUAGCUUUAGUAAACGAACUACCAUAAUUGUCGACGCAUCGCUCCUGAAAUUACAAAGUAGCCUUAAGAAUAGAGCGCCUACGAGUUCCUAAAAAGCUGUUUGUGUUAAGAUCAGUCGAAAAAUAUUUUUAUCGUCGACUCGAUUUGAAAAUCUAUCGUGUGAUGUGUUCUUUUUAUCUCAUGUACUUUUAAUCCAAAUCUUUUCGCAGAUAAGAUUUUGAUAAUAAAUUUUAUUCUAUUCGCGAGUAGAAGAGACUGGGGAUGGAUAUGAUUUGUAACUAAUUUAUUAACGAUCCUCCGUGAAUAAUUACGAAAACAUGAGAUAAUCAGAUUGAAGCAAUUAAUUAUAGUGUGCUUGAUUUUAUUUAAUGAUUAACCGAUUUUUUUUACAUAUUUACGUGUAUAAUACAUACUCGUCGAAGUUCUCUGUUACGUUAUUGUUCACAGCUGUUCAAUGCCACGUACCUACUGUUGACGCGUAGGUAGAAUUCUUAUGUUUAUAUUCUUCAGAAUGUAAGAUAUAACUGUUCACUUUUCUCUUAGACGCUAAGACUAAUAUAGAGACAAGAUACACUAUGGUGACAAGAGCUUAUGCUGAUAAUAAUGGCAUAAGCAUGCAUUUGCUUUUGCAGUUACACCGAUUACCUCUUUAUCGCUCGACUUAUCGCAUCGAUGUAAGUUAAUAGGCUAUUUUCUACAUUUUGAUAACUUAUACUUUUAUAACGAUUGUGUAUGUGUUAAGUAUAUAUAGAUAUAGUGUCUAUAUGUCUUCUGUGUCUUAAAAGUUUUGUCAAGCAGAGAUUUUGCACAGGAACAUAAUCGAGUACUUAAGAAUUCAGUAUUAAAUAAUGUCUUAUCAUGUUCUUGCUAUUCCCAAGCACUGCCUUCUAAAUGGUUGUCUUCCCGCAAAACGAAAUACGAUCAUCGCGAUCGGUGCGAUGAUACAAUUUGUAAUUGCAAUUCCGUUACAUCAUUGCAUAUUAAAUAAAAAGAAGUACAAUACUUAAAGUGA
Messenger RNA from Temnothorax curvispinosus, 5589 nucleotides. RefSeq names its product girdin (gene Girdin). Gene Ontology annotation, cellular component: centrosome; cytoplasm. The coding region runs from base 526 to 4296 and encodes 1256 amino acids. Gene Ontology annotation, molecular function: microtubule binding; dynein light intermediate chain binding. The transcript is spliced from 23 exons. Gene Ontology annotation, biological process: cytoplasmic microtubule organization; cytoskeleton-dependent intracellular transport. Lineage: Eukaryota; Metazoa; Arthropoda; Insecta; Hymenoptera; Formicidae. The record is from RefSeq and is a predicted model, not a curated record.